Molecule: messenger RNA, 5376 nt
Organism: Panonychus citri (citrus red mite)
Lineage: Eukaryota; Metazoa; Arthropoda; Arachnida; Trombidiformes; Tetranychidae
Product: trithorax group protein osa-like
Exons: 3
Coding region: 2180-5329 (1049 amino acids)
Source: RefSeq, a predicted model, not a curated record
CAACUAAAUUGAUAAAAACUUGAGUCUUAGUUUAAUCAAUUGCUAAUCAUCAAACUAUUGAUCAAUAAAUACAAAAACAAGUUAAUCAAUCAUGAUGAAUAAAAACUCAACAUGAUUGGCACUGAUCAAGACAAUCUGAUUAACUAAUAAUCAAAAUUUACUCAAUUUACUUAAUUAACUCAAGAGAUUUAAACAGCUACUGUAUGUUUUACUCUUCAAAUAAUUAACAAAAUUGUAAAUUGAUUGAUAAAUGAUCAUGUUCUUGAUUGAAUUAGAUUAAAGUUGAUCAUUAAUUACUUCCAAAUGGAGAUCAUCAGUUGAUUCAAUUGUAAAUUAAUGAGUUGAAAACAAACAACAAUUAAGAAAAUUUAAAACAAAAAGUUAUGUUGAUUAACGACUAACUACUAAUUAUGAUUAAAUAUCAAAAUCAUGCAUCGAAGUUACAAUCAACUGUUCAAAUCUUAUCAACAAUCAAAAAACAUAAUUAAAUAAAUGCAAUUUAAGUUAAUGUUAAAAUUACUCAACCAAAUUAGUUAAUUGUUUCGGUAAAAAACCAAAGUAACAAUAUUAAACUCAAUUAACAAUCAAUAAUUGAUCAAAAUUUGGCAGAACUCAUUUGAUUAAUGUGAUUGAUUGUGUGAACAAUUAAAAUCAAUGAUAAUGACUAUUAACCAUUUAAACGUAACUUUUUUUCAUUCAUUUGAUUGUGAUGAUUAGUUAAGGAGUGUAUGUGAAUGAAUAUAAACAAUUGUAUUAAAAAAAUUGAAUCAAUGGAGAUGAGCCAGAUACAAGGAAGAUAAUUACUUAAUCAGUUGAUUAAUAUUAUGAUAAAUUAACAGCAGGCUUAAGAUUAUCUGCUAUUCAAAUCAUGAUGAAAAAAACGUUGUGAAUUCAAGUUUGUGGAAGAACAAUUAAGAAAAAAUUACUAAAUAAUCAAUCAAAUCAACACGAAUCAAUUGUAUGAAAACCAUUAUGUUCAUGAUUGUGAUUCAAUGUUAAUUGUUUCACUAAUGGAAAGCACAAUUUGAAUUGAUUGUGAUCUUAAUUGCUGAGAACUUAAUUGAAAUUGAAAGUUAGUAAAAUGUGAAGGACCAACUUAAUUAAACCCGACAAAAAAGAUUUGCUAAUUGUUUAAACAGUAGUUAAUUUAUCUAGAAAUUAAACAAUCAAUAUCAUCUCCAUAACAAUUACAAAACUAAUUGCGUAAAAUUAACAAACAAUUAGAUGUUGAUUAACAAUAAACAGUGAAAAUCAUUGAAAAGUUUUUUUCUUGUUAAUCAACUUAAUUCAAUUAACAAUAUCUCUCAAUGUUGAUGAUUAAUCAGAAAGUGAUACAGGGAUGAGGAUGAAAUUGAUGAGCAUCUUAAGGUUGAUGUUAAAUCAAAAGUAAAAAAAUUAGGUUUAUAUUUGGUUGAUCCUCAAGUUAAUCCAUCAUUUAAGACUUAAAGAAACUUGUUAACAGGUUAUUUAACUUAAAUUGUUGUUAAUUGUGUUGAUAAUUAAAGUUCUUAAAGUAGAAAAGGAUGAAUUUGAUUGAUGGAUGAUCAACGUUUAUAAUUUAACUGGAUUUGUAUUGAUUGUUGUUUGUGUUGGGUCAAUGAUGUCAACGCGUUUCGAUUAACAAUUAGCUGACAAUCAAACGAGACAAAUAACAAUAGAAAAAGAAAGAAAGAAAGAAAGAGAAAAUUAAGAUCAGGGGGAAAGGAAAUUCGAUUGAAAUCGAUACAAUUUCUUAAUUUAGAACGAUAAUCAAAUAGUAAUCAACUUGAUUAUCGUGAUCUUCAUUUUCAUUUAAUCAGUUGAUCAUCAUUAGCUUCCAAUUAAGUGAAACAACAAAACAAAAUUCAGUGAAAAAGUUUUUCAUUAACUAUUAAUAUGAUCAAUUAAUAUCUAUGGAAAUGGUUAAUAUUUUUAAUUGUUGUGAUUUUUUCUUUUGCUGUGGUUCAUUUGAUUAUUUAGUUAAUUAUGAAAAUAUCCAAUUAGUUUUUUUGUGAUUAAUAUGAAAUUGAGUGAUGCCAAAUAAACAUGGACAACAAAUUAAUAUCAUGGGGACAACAAGCACGACAAUCAACUCAACAAUUAGUGUUAAUAUUGCCAAAUAUUGAUAAUAUCAAAGUGAUACACUUUUAAUUGUUGAUUUGAUUUUUCAUUAUUUAAGUUAAUUUUUUGCUCUUUAAACAUGAAUCUAGCCAAUAUUUUUCAAUUGUUAACAAUUUAUAACUUAUUAACCUCAAUGGACAGUUCACCUAUGAGAGUGACCACAAGAACGGACAAAAUACUGUCCAGAUAUAAACGGGAUUUGACCUUACAACGACAGUUUCCAAGUGGGGCAAUGGGGUUUCUAAUGAUGAUGUUACCGUUAUUACCGUUAGCUUUACGUAAGAGUAGGAGUUUUGCCGUUUUAAUGCCGAUUCCCGUUCCUAUGAGAAAUCAACAACCACCAACAAUUCAGAAAGGAGGAGGAAACUCUGAUUUAAUGUUAAUGAUGAUGAUGAUGAUGUCGAUGAUGAAAAACAUGGAUGGUAAACCCUCUCAUCCAUGGGGUACAGUCAGUAACUGGCCUCCACCACCAAACCCUAACCCUUGGCCUUCACAACCAGCUAAAGAUCCCUGGCCAACAACAACUCCGGCUCCAGAUCCUUGGCCCUCACCGGCAAAAGAUCCUUGGCCUACAACCACCCCAACACCUGACCCAUGGUCAACAAAACCACCAGAUCCAUGGGCAAGUAAACCCUCAGAUCCAUGGGGCAAUAAGCCUUCUGACCCUUGGCCAUCAAAACCAGCCGAUCCAUGGCCUGCUAAGCCUGCCGAUCCAUGGGCUAAACCAAGUAAUCCGUGGGAGACAAAACCCUCAAACCCUUGGGAACAAGGUAAACCGUCAAAUCCAUGGGAUCAAACGGCUAAACCAACGGGUAACCCUUGGGAUCAGGGGAAACAGCCGAGUAAUCCAUGGGAUCAAUGGAAAGGUGGUGCUGCUAAUCUUUGGGAUCAACUUAAAAACGUCGGGAAUCCUUGGAAACAACCAUCUAACCCAUGGAAUCCAAUUGAUAAUUCGAACCGUAAAUCAUCACCCGAUUGGGGUUAUGGUGAUAGUGAUCAAUAUGCUGCGAUGAUGAAUCAAAUGGCUAAUAUGCUAAAAUAUUAUAUGAAAAAUAUGACAACCACAACACCGGCGCCCGCAGGAAAAAUGGAGGAUUGUCCAAAGUGUAAUGUACAGGUUAAUAUUAACAACUCGAAUGCAUCGCCUCGUCACAAUCAAACUCAAACGACAAGUUAUGGAGUCAAGAAAAGAUCGAAAGAGGCAAAAAUCGCGGGAACACCAGGUGAUCCAGUCUCUGAAGCACCAAUUGAUGAUGGAGCUACUGCUGGUCCACCAGUCGAUGCUCCACCCGAAGGUGUUGAUGAAAAUGCUCCAUUUGAUCCAAAUAAUCCUGAUCAACCACCUAUUCCAGAAGACCCUUCGUUGGUUGAUGGCGGAGGUGGUGGUGAGGAUGUUGAUCUGGACGGUGAUGGUUUUCGUGAUCCUACUGGACAACAAGUAUCCCGAUUUGGUCAACAAAGACAAAAUUUAGCUCAUCGACGUCGAGAUAAAGGAGCUCGUCGACUUAAUGGACAUUCACUAGGAAGACCGAUGAUUUUACCUCAUGAGCCUUAUAAUGGUGUUCGAUACGCUGUACCAAAGAGCAAAUUACACGAAAGAUCGCAAAUGAAGUCAAUUCAAUAUCUACCUCCAACACCUCAACAACAACCUCAUCCACCAUCCUCAUCACCUUUUACUCCCCAUCAAAUACUAUUACAUCCUCCACAAGGCCCAGCGUUCAUGUCUCCAGCUAUGGUUCCCGUGGCUCAACCAGGUUACCCUGGACGAGCAGUCGUUUACACUCAAGAUUUACCCAAUACAUUUGGACUACAACAGCAACAACAACCAGUUAAUCAGCCUCAACCUUAUUAUCAAGUUCCAAAUAUUCAAGGUGGAGCAUUUGUUCCCGCAGGGUCAACAAGAGGAAAUUACAAUCAAAUUAGUCAACAACUUCCAAAUCAACAACUACCUCAGUCUGGAACAGCACAAUACGAUGAUUCUCAAUAUGAGAUAAUAAAAAACUCAGAAUCACAGAGGGAAAGUGAUUAUUCACAUGAUAAACCGAAAUCAACUCUUGAAUCUGAAACGAAAAUUCAUCAAGGCAAAAUAACCCUUUUGUCUAACUCAAACCCUGAAGAUUAUAAUACUCAGCAUGGUGGAGAUUCAGUUGAUCAAACAGGAUCAAUUGUUAUUGGAAAACCAGUCCUGGGUAAACCUCCGCGAACCCAUAAAGCACCAAUGGAAUACCGAGCAUUCAUUGAAAACAAUAAUAAUGUUGACGGGACAUCAUCGACAACAUUUUCGUCAACUCAAACCAACAAAGAAUCAUCAAAUUUGAUGAAGACGUCAAUUAAUUCACGAAUGGAUUAUGAGAGUGAAAAAUCAACAAGCAUAACAACAGCUAAUCCACCAGUUUAUAUUCAACAAAGAUCAUCACAAGAUGAAUCUCAAGAAACAAUUAACGAUACUAAUAACAAUCAAAAUAAUAAUAGGAUGAUGAUAAUGCGAAAUAAUAUAAUCAGAGAGUCUUUACCAUCAUCAGCAUCUCAACCCAGACCAUUAUCAACAUUAUCUUCCUCAUUAUCUUCAUCAUUAAAUUCAACAAGAAAAGCAUUGAGAGAUGAUAGGGAUAAUUUUCGUGCCAAUGGCCCCUCGCCAUCACCAUUAACAGCAACCUUAUCAUCAACAACAGUUCCUUCCAAGCCCAAUUUUCGUGUCGAUGACCGAUCUAAGCAGCUUGGAUCGGACGCUAUUAGCCCAACCUCCUCUAAUGGAAUCGAAUCUUCAUCAUCAUCAUCAACAACAACAACACCAAAAUCUAUCAUCCCUAAUAUCGGAGGCGAUUAUGGUUCCACCAACUCAUCAACAGUCUUCUAUACCUUUCCAUUAUCCAUUGAAUCAUCAUCUUCAUCCGAGUCAAGGUUUCCCGAUUCAACAACGACGCCCAAUGUUCAAUCCUAUUCAGCCUUUUCCACACCCGCCGCCGUUUAUGAGGCAAAAUUUAUUGACAACUAUGAAAAAUACGAUCCGUAUGUUGACCAAAAAAUGGUUCACCAUAUUGGUCAAGAAAAUGGCACUUAUCUUUGGAAAGAAAUUAGCAAUCACAUUAACAAAGAUAACAUUAGCAAUUAUCUUUCGGAGUAUAAUUCUCAAACUGCUUCGACAUUACCAACGACCAUAUCUAUUGGUAGGGUAAUUGAUUAUGAUCAAGUUAACAAUGAAAGUAAAACUAUUGGUAAAAAUACUUAAAAAAUGAUAAAAAGUAAUGAUAAUAAAAAAAAGUAACUUUAAAUUAA